This is a messenger RNA of Plasmodium gallinaceum, 2667 nucleotides long. RefSeq names its product apyrase, putative. The coding region runs from base 1 to 2667 and encodes 888 amino acids. The transcript is spliced from 2 exons. Gene Ontology annotation, molecular function: nucleoside diphosphate phosphatase activity. Gene Ontology annotation, cellular component: membrane. The record is from RefSeq and is a predicted model, not a curated record. Gene Ontology annotation, biological process: nucleoside diphosphate catabolic process. Lineage: Eukaryota; Apicomplexa; Aconoidasida; Haemosporida; Plasmodiidae.
AUGAGACCUCUAAUAGGGUUUUCUGAGAGAGAUAAUAUGAAGGAAGUUGCAAGCAAAAAAAGAUUCAUGGAAUUUUUAUUUUUUUAUUGUAUGCCAUUAUUUAUAAUAAUAUUGUUAAUUGUAUAUAUAUUUUAUAAUAAUGCAAUCUUAUACAAAAUAUCAAAAGAAAAAGAUUACGGAAUCAUAAUAGAUGCUGGAUCUAAUGGUACUAGAUUACAUUUAUUCACAUGGAAAAAAAGAGAAUAUGAAUCUAAUAAUAAAAUAAAUAGAUUAACAAAACCAUAUGAGAUAUAUAAUAAUAGUUUGAAAAAAAGUUUAUCUAAUAUCCCAAUAAACGAAAUAGAAGAUACUUUAAUAAAAUUAGUUAAUAUAGCAAUGGAUUAUUUAAAAAAAAUUAAUUGUUCCAAUAAACAAAAGUGGAAAAAUUAUCCUUUUUAUUUUCAAGCAACAGCUGGAAUGAGAAAUUUAGACUCCUAUGAAAGGGAUUUAAGGAUGAAAAUAAUUAGAAGUGUUUUAUCAGAUUCUAAAAUUAACCCUUUUAAUUUUUCUAAUGAUUAUGCAAGGGUUAUUUCGGGAGAGGAAGAAGGAAUUUAUGGUUGGCUAUCUGUCAAUAAUGCUUUAAAUACAAUUUUUUCAAAAUCUUAUGAAACUUUUGGUGCAAUAGAUUUAGGUGGAGCAUCAACACAAUUAACAUUUUUUCCUGUAGAUACAUCUAUAUUAGAAGAUUAUAAUGGAAUUCAUUUAGAUAACACAUUAAUUCGCUUAUAUUCACACUCAUUUAUAGGAUAUGGAUGGAAUGAUUCUUUAUUUAGGAUAAAUAUUAUUUUAUUUUUGAAAAAAAUGUUAGAAUAUAAUAACAUGAAUAAAAUUUCCUAUUCUAAUCCUGUUUUUUUUUUUAAUAAUGAUUAUAAAAACAAUGGUAAUCCUUCUUUUUAUGAGUUACAAAAUUACCUUAGUAAGAAUAGUAUAUCAAAUGAAGAACCAUAUUUAUAUAAUUCAAAAAAUAAAAAUUUUCUAAAAGAUAUUAAAAAUAAAGAGAAAGAAAAAAAAAAGGAUUAUAAUAACAUGGGGAAAUAUAUAGAAAAUUCAAAGGAUAAUAGUAACUUAUAUGAUAUAAAUGAUCAUGUAAAUGAAAUAAAUAAUUUUCAUCUUAAUGAAAAUGAAUAUAAAAACAUUUAUGAUUUUUUAUAUAAUGAAUUUAUAAAAUAUAUUAAUGAAGGAGUUAAUUAUGAAAUAUUAUCACAUAACGAUUCUUAUGAUUAUACAUAUAAUAUACAUAAUACAGAGCCAUAUUAUGUUGAAAAUUUUAUUAAAAAAAUUAAAAAUUUUAAAAGAAAUACAGAAAAUGAUACAAUAGUAAUUAUUGAAAAUCCUUGUUUGCCUUAUCCAUUUGAAUUAAAAAUCUCGUUACCUACCUAUAAUGUUGCAACUAACGAAUUUGUUAUUUUGAAAAAAAAAAGUAAACAUAAUAGCAAUAAUGAUAAUAUUAUUAACGAUGAUGUACUGAACAAGGAUUUUGAGUCUAAAAUAGUGUUAAAAUCUAAAGUUUUACAAAAUAAUUUGUCUAUUUUGGAAAAUAUAUAUGAAGAUUUUAAAUUAACAAGCAAUUUUGAAAAAAUUUUUAAAUUAAUAAAUAUUAAUAAUGCAGAUAAUAUAAAAGAUAAUUUCAUUAAGUAUAUAUUCCAGAAAAAUAUAAUUCAUAAAAUUAGUGAGUUAUAUAUAAAUAUUACAGUUAAAUUUAUUGGAUCUAAUAAUUUUAAUGAAUGCUUAAUAAAUGCUCAAAAAUUAUUUUAUGAAGAAUCUUGUUUUCUUUCGACUUGCAGUUUCAAUGGUGUGUAUCAACCAAAUUUAGAAAAAAAUAAAUUUGUAGUUUAUGGCCAGUUUAAAAAAGUAAUGAAAAAUUUAGGUUUUAAAAAAUAUAUAAACUUAGUGGAGAUGAAAAAUCUUGUACAUAAAUAUUGUAAUCUUAAUGUUAAAGAAUUAUCUAAUGUAUUUAAAGAUAUUUCUAAUGAUCAAAUUAGUAAAUUUUGCUGGAAAGCGUUAUGGUCGUAUUCAUUGCUACAUUAUGGUUUUAAAUUUAAUGAAAAAAGCAAAAUUAUAGUUUUAGAUGAUAUCAUACAUGUUGAAGAUGAAGAAGAAGAUGAAGAUGAUGAUAUCAAUGAAAGAGACAAUGAAGAUAACAAUGAAAAUAAAAAUGAGAAUGAAAAAGUAAAAGAAAUAAAGGAUAUUAUAAAUGGUAAUUUUAUUAUAUCGAAAAUUCUAAAAAUUUUUUUUCCUAUAAAAAUUCAUCAUUUAAAAAAAAAAAAAAAAAUAAAUUCAGAAAUUUAUUCAGAUAUAAAUGAUACUAAUAAAGAUCAAUCAUAUAAGAAAUAUAAUAAUACUAAUUAUUUAUAUAAUCAAAUAAAUAUAGACUAUUAUAAAAAAAAAAAAGCAUAUACGAAUAAUGACAAAUCAAGAAAUAUAACUGAUAAUGUUAGUUGGACUCAAGGAUGUAUGAUUUAUCAAGUUAAUUUUUUCCCUAAAUAUAUAAAUUUAAGAAAAUAUGAAAUAUAUAAAACACUACUAAUUUCUCUUUCUAUUAUAAUUUUUAUGAUUGUCAUCAUGCUAUGUGGUUAUGUUCUUAAGUUAAAACAAAAAUUAAAGGAUUACCAAUCACCAAUAAAUUAG